CAGGCGCGGCCCUUUCGCGGCGACCACGACGACGGCGACAGCGACGACAGCCUUCCGCGCUGACCCGUCGCGCUUAUCUAGCCACGGAAAAAAAUAACGUCAGCGCCCUUGGCUAGCUUUUUUCUUUCGCUGGAGCGCGCGCAGACAGCGGCAGCCUGUGUUGAGAGAGCCUUAGGUGGCUUCGAUACUCCUUAAACCUUAACCUACAACGACGUCCUCCACCACAACCACCAGCUGUCGACCCCCUCCAGCGCUUUUCUGCGAUUGCCCCCGACCUUCUUUCUCGCUCCCCAAAUCAAUGCUGAGCGCCGCUGCUACGACGACAUCUGUUGUGUUCUAUCCGUUUCAGCGCCGCCGAGCGUGCGUGUCUUGAAUAGUCCGCUCCGCGCUACCCCGGCUCCGAUCACCGAACCGUUGUGUCCACCAGCACGGCUCCAGAUGCACGCCGUACGCCAGAAAUGCAGGCCGAAGCACCAGGUCCUGGUGUUGAACUGCUAUCCGCGCCACCACAAGCACAAUGUCGAAGUCAAGCCUAAUUCGAGCGAGUUGAGCUACCUGUUGUACUAUGCCAGCACGCGCCGGAGCAAGCUGCAGAAGGUGGGCGACUUUUUGGACAAGCGCACCACCAGUGAUGUGUGGAAACGUCGAAUAGGCAAUGUGCAGGUCACCCUUCAGAUCGUCAGGGCACUUAUCGAGAAGACGCCUCGCGAUCUGCCGCUGUACGCCUCGGCCGUUCUGCGCAUCUUCCGCACGAUCCUGAACUCGAGAGACCUGUCCAUGAUAGAGGAAACGGUGCCAACCUUUGAGGCAUUCUGCGAUCAUCAGGACCCGGCACAAUUGGCGGCUGAUCAGGGCUUCAUACGGCAGUACGAUGAAAUUGUCAGGAUAUAUGCGUCUUUCGCAUCCAAGGACACGCCCUACGAUUCUGGAACGGCUAGGACGAUACCGUCGAUGGUUCGGUACCGCAAGGUUGGAUUGAAUGCGCUGAAGGCACUUUCAUCAGCGGACAUACUGGUGGUGGAAACAGAGCGUCAACUGCAGGCAAUCGUUCCACCACUGUUGGAGAAUAUUUAUGCCGAAAGUGGACAAUUCUUGUCCCUCCUUGAGCAUCGCGAAGAAGAGAAGUCGGAAAUGGAGAAGGAGACGGCCCUCCGGAGAAGGCAGAGCAUAUCCACGGUGCGAACUGUUGAAACCGAGGCAGACCCGGUGGCGGCAUCAGGCACGACAGAAGCGGCGGACGAACUUGCCGAACAAGAGGCGGGUGUCAUGGCGUUGCAAGCAUUAAAAAACAUAUUCACAAAGGCUCCACGAGGACAAUUGCGGAUAGUCGCGGCUGAAGUGCUAAGGUGGGUUGGGCAUCGCGUCGAGCCCAGAGACCACUUCCCAGCGACACCUGCGACGACACUCAUUGGUGGAAGCUGGCCAUGCACGCUAUUUUCUCUCAUCUGCGGGUGGGCGCCUGUGCAAGAUCGUUACGUGGUACUGGUCACUGCCAUGGAUACGCUAAUCCGAAGCCCGAUUAUCGAGAAGGAUUUGGAGAACCAAUAUGUGAUCGCAGUGAUCAUUGGAUGGCUCUUGAGUUCGGACAUAAAUUUCAUUGGGCUAAGCGUUAUGGAUGUGUUGGCUGGGCUGGUGCAGCACAUUCUACUUCUUCUCCAGCUGGGCGGAUCUGGAUCCAACAUCCAAGCUCUGUCGACGGCAAACCCGCAUGAACCAGCCAAAGAUCUAACUUCCACACAGCCAUCGCCGGCUGUCGUGGAGACAACCCAAACACCUUCUCCUGCCCGGAUCCAACUCCUCAACCAACUGCAACGCUGCGUUGGCUGCCUGGCAGUGCACGUGUAUUAUGCAGACCAGAUCUCAGACAUGAUUGGGACCAUCCUGUUCAGACUGAAGCCUUCGGUGCUGAUGGGCAUACCUGACACUGCGAGCGCUAUCGAGAAUCCAGUCGACACGGCCAACGCCGUAGCAAGUUCAAUCAACCUCACCGAAAAAUCCGGCGUCGACGGGUUCUUCUCAUUCGAGACGGCCCGUGUGACCGCUCUACAGUGCGUAAAAGAAAUCAUUUCUUUUGCUAAUUGGACAAAGAAGGACGGCUCGCCAAAUAAUACUGUUCGUAACCCUGUGGAGCUGGAUCGAUGGGAGGGUACGCAGUGGCUGCUGAGAGACCCAAGCUGGAAGGUGCGAGCUGCCUAUGUGGAUGUGUUGCUCACAUGGAUGAAAUAUGAAUUAAAGAAGAAUGAUCUCCGCGUUGCGGAAGAGCAACCGCCGAAGAAGACGACUUCGCAGAAAAAGGAGCCGGGAGCCAGAGAUACAGAUCUAGCUCGGCGGGCUGUAUCUAACGCGUCGCGACGUGACAACUCGCCGAAGCGAAAGCGUCAAACAUUCUUACCACUUCUGCACCUUGCUGUUUACGACAACGCUCAACAGUACGCGGAGUCAGAGCCAGACAUCCUUUUACUUCACCUUUUGCUCAGUCAGAUGGUGAUGAGGCUUGGUGUAAAUGCUGUACAGCAUGGCUUGCCUAUGAUUGUACGUCUCCAGGAAGAUAUACCAACUAUCGAAUCUCCCAAAGCCAAAAUCAAUAUCGGCAGCCUGGUCCACGGAUACUUCUGGGCAUUAAGCGUUCACUUCAGUUUCGACGGUGCAAGCACUGGACGUGAAAUUUACAACGAGAUAUCAAGGCGCCUCAAUCAUGCAACUUGGCUCAACAGUGUUCGUAUGCCCCCAAUGACUCUUGAGCAGAUUGAGGAGAGAAUUGGGAGCUCGCAGCCCGAACCAACAAGUGCCACCAUCGAGACGCAGACUCUCAAACCAUUCGACAAACGUGCCAACAUGGUUGAUAAAAUCUCAGAGGGGUACACGAUCAUGCUCUACUCUCCGCCGUCGUCACCUCCGGGCUCACCCAGUCGAACAUACUCGCAGCCAAUGCUCUCACAAGCUGCGAGAACACCUUCCUUCUCAGCACCGAAACCGCCUAAGAACAACACUCUCCCGGCCAAAAUUAAGGAGGUUCUCCUAUCGGACUGGUCAAGGGAUGCAGUCAUCGCAGCCACCAGCAAAUCAGAAACAUCGAGGUCUGGCUCAACCCAUGGCUCGUCGAGUCCAACAAUGAAUCAACUCGCACCACGACAUUUAAAUGUAGCAACUGCUCUAGCUAACGGCGCCGCUGCAAACGGUGAUUUGCCAUCGCCUCGUAGGGGGCAUCAACAGCAUCAGAGUAACAGACCGCCCUCUGCGACUGCUGGUUUUGUACCUCCAAACUACGCACCUGGAUACGCUAUGAGGGAGGCACUUGGCAUCUCUGGCCGUCCACAAUCGCGCCGCAGCAGACGAACAAGUCAAAGUCCCACCCCUUAUUCGACAACAUCUUCGGUACGCAGCACGGUCCGCAUUGACGAACUGAAGAAGGUGUUGAGUGGGGCUCCGUUACCGACGGGUACGUUGUCAGGCGCUGAAGUUGAGCCUCUUGACGGGGAUGGCGAUGAGACAGGUAGUGAGAGCAUGGUUUCCUACGAAGGCAGCGAAAUCAGCUAUGUCCCAACUGCUAAUGCGACUGCUGAUGUUCCAGGCAUGGCCGUACGCGAGGAUGAGGACCACUUCGAAGAUGCGCAAGAGAAAAUUCAAGGAACACGGAGCGACGCGAUCACAGAAGGCACGAUAACGCCGCGCCCACUCACGGCUGCUUCCGCGCAACUGAAUAAGAAGCCGUCAACGGAGAACCUGAAGCGAAAGUCCAGCGUAGGCUCCCAGCAGAAUGAUGAUAUUCCCCCUGUUCCACCACUGCCAGCGAGUCUGCGGUCACCAGCAAGUAGUGAGGGUAUAUCUUCACUGCCGGAUAGAACCUUGUCUGUAACUUCAAAGAAAGCACAGAGCCUACGGUCCCUUGGCAGCAUGCGUGAACGUGAUCGGCCACGUACCUCACAUUCCGUUGCGAGCCGCAAGAACCGCAACUCGGCGAUGACGACCUCGUCGCGCGUCUGGAACGCACGAGACCUGCUAGAUGACAUCAAUGCGGAGGCACCAGGUGCGCUAGGGAUUAGCAGUCGAGGAGGCGCGGGCAUUUUGGGCGCCAAGCCCCCGUACUAGAUGCAGUUCCUUUACUUAAAUUUCGACGCGAUAAGCUCGUUUCAUGCUAAAGUGGGAGAGUUCUGAUUCUUUUGUAUAAAUAAGCACUUGUUGGUUUCACAAAACAUUAUCUUGUUGUUGACCUAAUACUUAAAAACUCUGCUAUGGAAAAGUGAGCAAGGAGCACCGGGGUUUGGAAUAUUUUCAAGCGAAGGUCCAUUUUGGUGUCAUGAAAGCGAUGGCGUUCAUUGGGCCUUUCUAUGGGGGCAUUACAUGCUUGCUUCCCUCUCUGGCGAUGCGUGUAAGAUACGGAGAAGCAUGUGGAAAGCUUCUUGCGACAAAGUUGGCGAUAGGAAAGCUUGAAUGCUCAACAUUCUGAC
Messenger RNA from Verruconis gallopava, 4448 nucleotides. RefSeq lists its product as uncharacterized. The transcript is spliced from 2 exons. Lineage: Eukaryota; Fungi; Ascomycota; Dothideomycetes; Venturiales; Sympoventuriaceae. The coding region runs from base 439 to 4089 and encodes 1216 amino acids. Gene Ontology annotation, biological process: protein localization to plasma membrane. The record is from RefSeq and is a predicted model, not a curated record. Gene Ontology annotation, cellular component: plasma membrane.